AUGGCAAUAACUGCAGCAGCAGCAGCCGCAGCAGCAGCGGCAAACAAGCUAAACAAGUAUUGCUGUGCCGAGAAGCAGCAGCCGCAGCAGCAGCAACAGCAGCAACAGCAGCAACGAAGGCAGCAACAUCAGCAGAUAAAAGGCAGACAAAAGGCACGAGAUGUGAGAGACGUCUAGAGUUGCUGGGCUGCUGUGCCGCCGCUGCCCCUGCUGCAUGGGAAUUGAAUUCCAUUCAAAAGACGGCAGCAGGCUGUUUGUCAUACUUGCAACAACAACAACAACAACAACAACAACAACAACAACAACAACAGCAGACCAACCAAGCAUGGCCAAGAAGCAUGGCAGAACCCAGUGAAAUGGCUUACAUGCAUUUCUCUGCCUCUCCGCCAGCAGGCGUGUUGAGGUGUGUUGAGAUAGCAUCUUGCAUAAAAUUACUGCCAGUGGUAGGAGCAACAUCGGCAUCUCCACCACCAGCAGCAACAGCAGCAGCAGCAACAUCAGGAGCAGGAGCAGAAGCAGCAGCCACCAGCGACGUGGUUGCCUGAUGCUAUGCCACUGAUAGCCUCGAAAUUGUUGGCAGUUGCAAUUUGCUGUUUGGAAUUUUAAGCGAGCCAACAAUGAAGUUCAAACCAAAGUGAGGGAAAGACAAAAACGCAAAACACAAAAAAAAAACCUCAGCCAAAACGUACAAAAAGAUAAAAAAGCAAGGGAACCCAAAGGAUGAAAGCCUGAGGAGCCCGACAGCAACAUCAUUCUCAUGCUCAUCAGCAAAAAGUUUAACCCGUCACUGGUUUCGAUUUUCGAUUGCUUUUAAAAAGAUUCGAUUUUGAAGACAAAGGAAGCAGUCUACAUUGUUGCAACUCAAAUUGGUUUUACUCACAGCAACUUGACAUGUAUGCAUAAUGAUUAUAACUUUAUUGGAAAGUCAUUAUCUUUUUGUUAUUCAUUUGCUUUAAUGCGUUCUAAGAACCAUCUUGAAACUCAUUUAUUGUUUAACCCAUAGAAACAAUUCUAAUUCAGUUAAUUGUAAACUGUUUUAAAUCAGUUAAGCGAUUUAAAGCAGUCACUUUUUAGCCAGCUGGCGUGAAAAUGGGUUAAGUUUUGGCCUCCGUAUUCGAAGUUGCAGACUGCGCCGCAUUCGAAACCUGCGAUUGCAAUAAAAGUCAGCAGGCAGGCACUGAUGUGUUGUUGCCUCUGCCCACCACUCCAUAUCCACUCUAUCCAAUCCACAAUCCCCCAUCUACCAUCCACAUGGACGACCGACCAGCUACUCCUGCUGGAGCUCCAUGGAGCUCCUUCUCCUCCAUCUGAAUUUCAUUUCAGUGGUGCCUUUCGUUUUUAUUUAUUUUUUAUUUUUCAGCUCGCUUCCAUUCAAUUUCUGCUGCUGCCUGUGCCGCCGCCAUCUGAGCU
This is a messenger RNA of Drosophila santomea, 1410 nucleotides long. It is a transcript of the gene Tango8, whose product is annotated as high mobility group protein DSP1. NCBI's taxonomy places the organism in Eukaryota, Metazoa, Arthropoda, Insecta, Diptera, Drosophilidae. Bases 1 to 177 code for a protein of 58 amino acids. The record is from RefSeq and is a predicted model, not a curated record. The transcript has a single exon.